AUGCGGAUCAACGUCCAUGUCCGGGAGAAGACCAUCGCUGUCCAGUGUGGGGAUGGCAUUCAGGCUGUCAUCUGGCUUGCCCGUGUCGGUGUCUGUCGCUUUGACGCCAGCUACGGUGAGGAGCUGGGUCAGCCUGUCGGAGUCCGGCUCGAGGACGGUGUUCGCCUCGAUCCGGCCGCCAUUGUGGCAGAGACACUGGAAGAUGACGGCCAUGUCUGGGUUGUCCUUGCCGACGACGUCCAGCCAUCCGGGGCUCCCUCCCCGGCCACUGGCCCGUGA
This is a messenger RNA of Thecamonas trahens ATCC 50062, 279 nucleotides long. RefSeq lists its product as uncharacterized. The record is from RefSeq and is a predicted model, not a curated record. Bases 1 to 279 code for a protein of 92 amino acids. The transcript is spliced from 3 exons. NCBI's taxonomy places the organism in Eukaryota, Apusomonadida, Apusomonadidae.